AUGACAGUCGAGCUGGGACAAAAUGCUGCUGAGCCGUUGAGCUUCUCGGUGCGCUUGGGCGAGGAGACGGAUGCGGCCGAGAUCGCAGCGCUGGGCGCCAAGGUGUUUUACGAGUCGUUCGCCUGGUCGAUGCCAGCACAGGACAUGCGCGACUACCUCGACACCUCCUACUCGGCCUCAGCCAUCCAGCUCGAGCUCAAGGACGCGGCGACGUACCGCUUCUGGGUAGCGCGCGACGACACCACCAACAAGCUGCUGGGUUUCGUCCAGCUCAAUCGCUGCUCGGACGAGCCGUGUCUUACCGUCAAGCCGCCCGAGUCGAUCGAGCUGCAGCGCAUCUACACCGACACUGCUGCACACAGCCGCGGGGUAGGAUCGACACUCAUGACGACGGCAUUGGAGUAUGUGGUGGCGCAAAAGUACAGGGCGAUAUGGCUGGGCGUGUGGGAGGAGAAUCCAAAGGCGCAGAAGUUUUAUGCACGCAAUGGCUUCAAUAAGGUCGGCACCCAUGACUUUGUGAUGGGUAGCUGCGUCCAGACGGAUUGGAUCCUCGAACGCAUGAUUUAG
This is a messenger RNA of Moesziomyces aphidis, 567 nucleotides long. Lineage: Eukaryota; Fungi; Basidiomycota; Ustilaginomycetes; Ustilaginales; Ustilaginaceae. The record is from the annotation of a GenBank genome assembly.